UCUGUCAACAGCGCCACCACGCAUCCAAAGAAUGCUGUUAGCAGUACAGAAGUAUGACAUAAAAGUUGUGCAUAAACCUGGCACAAGCAAAGAAAUGAUAAUAGCUGAUACGCUAUCAAGAGCAUACCUGCCAACAGAACAAACUGGAGAUGACAAAAAUGAAAUAGAAAUGCAGGUACACAUGCUAGUCUCUAACCUACCAAUAAGUGACGUAAAACGUUGUGAGUUCAGAGAAACAACAAAGAAAGACAAAACACUACAGAUGGUCACAACCACAGUGUUGGUUGGCCAGACACAAAACAGGAAGUGCCUGAUGAGAUAAAACCAUAUUGGGACUUUAGAGAAGAAAUCCAUGUCGCUGAAGAGUUACUGUUACAAAUUAAUCGUUCCUAAGGCACUGCAGCAAGAAAUGCUGAACAAGAUACACAGUAGUCACUUGGGCAUAAACAAGUGCAAAGCUAGGGCACGAGAUACUCUAUAUUGGCCAGGGAUGUCAAAACAAAUAGAAGACAUGUGCAGCAGGUGUGCAAUCUGUCUAGAACACAGAAAAUCAAACAUGAAAGAACCAAUGAUUCCGCACACGACCCCAGAACGUGCAUGGUCCAAAGUUGGAACCGAUCUAUUUUAUCUGGGUUCAAGAACAUAUUUGAUAGUAGUGGACUACUAUUCGAAAUUUCCGGAAAUAAUGUUGCUAGAUGACACUACCAGCAAAGGUGUCAUAACUGUACUAAAGAGCAUAUUUGCUCGUCACGGAAUUCCAGAUCAUGUGAUCUCAGAUGGAGGACCGCAGUACAGUAGCAAUGCGUUCAGGGAAUUUGCACAUACAUGGCAAUUCAAUCAUGUGAAGUCUAGCCCUGGGUAUGCACAGUCCAAUGGAAUGGCAGAAAGAACCAUUCAAACCGUGAAACAAAUGCUAAAGAAAGCAAACAAAAGCAACCAAGAUCCAUAUCUAAGUCUAUUGGAGUACAGAAACACACCCAUAGAUCAACACCUUGGGUCACCAUGUCAGUUGCUUAUGAGUAGGAGAACAAGGAGCAUUCUACCUACACAUGCCAAACUGUUGCAACCAAAAGUUCAGACUGAUAUCCAACAACAACUGAUCAAUAGGCAAACAGUACAAAAAAUGUACCAUGACAGAAACUCCAGCAAACUACCAAAUCUGAACAUAGGUGAUACUGUCAGAGUACAACAAAAAGAUGGAACUUGGAAACCAGCUGUUGUGACACAGAAAACACAAGAACCUAGAUCGUACAUUGUGAGAACACCCAUGGGAGAACUAAGAAGAAACAGAAAACAUCUUCUUAAAACCAAAGAAGAUCCUCCCAAUCUAGAACCGCCAGACCUAGAUCAUGUGUCACACAAAAGAUCACAACAGCUGGACAAAAAUCCCCAAACAGUUGUACAACAGAGCAGGAGUGGUAGAAUGAUCAGACAACCAAGAAGAUAUGUCGAAGAAUGCUAAGAAAUAAGUAAACAUGUAAACCAGACUUGUCUACUAUGUAAAACCAGAGUUAACAUUUCGGGCAACAACAAAGUUGAUUUCAAGGUAACUGUUAGUGAGUACACAGCUUUGAGAAAUUUAUAAAAGUUAAAUGUUAAGAUAAAUCAAUUGAAAAUUGAGUUGUCAUUUAAGAGAAAUGUUAAAAUCUAAAUUAAAGUUGCAGUAAGGAGAAUCAACAGUAUGGUACUACAAUAGCCAGUUGUUUAAAUGCAUAAAAAAUUGUUUAUUAUGAUUGUUGAAAUUUAAAGUGUUUGAAAUUAGAAACUUGUUAAAGACACUAGAUAUUUUAACAGCACAUCCAAGGACAGGGAGAGUCAAAAAUGUAAUUUUAUUUACUUAAACAGUAGUUUCAAUGUUAACACUAUUCUGUAAAAGGGGGAUGUCAUGUAUUCAACUACAUGUACUAUUGAAUACUAUAAGUAUACAGUUUUGUUAUAGCGCCCUCAUGUGAAUGUUAAUGUGAUUACAGAUUGAUCAAUAAAUCGACACAGUUUGAUACACAAACAUGGCGGGUCUCUGAAGCACAU
Molecule: messenger RNA, 2028 nt
Organism: Asterias rubens (European starfish)
Lineage: Eukaryota; Metazoa; Echinodermata; Asteroidea; Forcipulatida; Asteriidae
Exons: 1
Coding region: 353-1462 (369 amino acids)
Biological process (GO): DNA integration
Molecular function (GO): nucleic acid binding
Source: RefSeq, a predicted model, not a curated record